GAUAUGUUCGCUGUUCAGCGGUUCACCAGGGCAGCCAGGCAGUUUACCAGGGAUUUCAACCCGCAUGGUCGGAGGGAACACGUCCCCAGAUCAUUUGUAGGCCCCUUCAUGAGGCCUAUCAUAGCCAUGGGGGCUGCAACUGUGGGUUGUUGGUGCAUGUGGUAUUACACUAAAAGUGCUCGAGCUAAAGAGGCGCUUGAAAGACCGGAUGCCAGAUUCGUGCUGUAUCAGUACUCCAAUUGUCCCUUCUGCAGCAAAGUUAGAGCCUACCUUCACUCGUGUGGUGAAGAAUUUCAGAUUGUUGAGGUGAACCCAGUGACGAAGAAAGAAACAAAAGCCAUCUCGGACUACAAGAAAGUGCCGCUGUUAGUAGCGGACGGUAUCCAGCUGAAGGAAUCAACUCUGAUCACGAGUAUUCUUCACACUCACUUCACUCAGGGUACCCCGAUCAGCGAGGUUAUUGAGUGGUACCCUGCUGUCAGUCAGGGUAUUGAGGAUACUAAUAAAGUUCAUAUUAAGAGUACUGAAAAGGAGGAACUGGUAACGGUAACUGAUAAGAUUUAUGGUGUAUACUGUAACCUUUACACUGCGUGGCAUUCUUACAAAAAAGGUAAAGAAGAGAUAACGUAUCCUAACAAGUACAGAGUGAUGGGGUACGAUGAGGAUGCGCAUGAUUUGAUGUUAAACGAAGCUAAAUGGAGGAGGUGGAUAGACACCCAUUUUGUUCACUUGAUCUCCCCAAACGUGUACAGAACUUGGAAGGAGGCCCUCACUGCAUUCGACUACUUCACUACCAACGGCAACUUCUCUGACUUUGAAAAAUCGUACAUUCGUUACGUGGGUGCUGGAGCUAUGUACAUGAUCGGCAAACGUCUGAGGAAACGCCACAAUCUUGACAGGGAUGUUAGAAUCGAGCUGUACAGCGGUCUCAACAACUGGCUCAGAUCCAUGAAAGGGAAGAAGUUCCAGGGAGGGGACCAGCCUAACCUAGCAGAUAUAGAGAUGUACGGAAUGUGCAGCGCUUUCUACGGUAUGCCAUGCUGGGAAGAUGCUAUUCAGAAUACAAAGAUAGAGAAGUGGUACAACAGAAUGGAGCGGCAUCUGCAGAAGAAAUCAGCCAUCGGUUUGACAUCAGCUAAUCCCACACUGCAAGCUGUACCAACACAAAACGACACAAUGUCCGCCUGAUUUCCUGAAAAUUUUGUUUUAAGGAUCAAGAGAUGAAUUUGUUAAUUUAUUGGGGGUAUUGAGAGUUAGUCAGCUGUUGAAAAUGAAGAUAUAAGGUUACAUUGAUUGUGUAUUUUGGGUUGUUCAUAUAUUGGCAGAAAAUUUGAAAUCAUGAAGACUCUGAAGAAAUUGUCAAAUAUAGUGACUAGAUACAUGUUUCAACUGUUAGCGUUUGAUAGGAAAUUUGGUACAAUAACCAACAAAUAUUAUAUAACACAUCAUUGUGCGUGUAAAUGAUAUGAAGAUUUGAUAGAACAGUGACCCACACGGUACCACGCUCUCAUGAGUGCUGGCAACACUAAUUACACAUUCUCACCUGACCUGGUCACCUAAUUGAAAGGGGCUUUAUUGACUGGACCUGGUCAUAUUAUAUAACAAAUAAAGGGCUCCGAUAGACUUCUUUAAACAGAAAUUGCUAGCAUCUUCCUUCCUUUUCCAUUACUUGAAUAUGUUGCAUUCAACCAACCGGAAAGAUAUUUUUUGGGUUUUAAUACAAUUAAUGUACAAAGUGGAUUUACGUUAGAAAUAUUUGAAUUUUGCGAAUAUUGUACACAUAUUGUGAAGCCAUGUGAAAAUAAUAUUGAAGGCUAUUAGAUCGGUUUUUAGCACCAGGGGUGAGAAUGAAUAUUAUUUUUUACGACAAUUAAUAGCUCGAAUUAAAUGAGUUUCAUAUCAGAGUUUUUGUACAAAAAUGUGCACGAUAUUUAAUAUUUUACGUUUUUUUUCAUUUUAUGACAAUGUUUUCUCAUUAAAAGAGCCUUCAAGUAUUUAAUCUUGUAGUGAUAAAAUCUGCCACAAAAUCGAGCAACCGCUUGAGCGAUAAAAUACUUCUUGGUUAAUUAAUAGACUUUCGGCAAGCAUUGCUAAUCAGUAAUAUAUUCAAAUAUGGUCAUAACUAAUUUCAUUAAUCAGAAAGCACUAAUUGAUUAAGAAACCCAUGAUAACAUGGAAUAAUCUGUGCACAAAGGAGGCACCAGUAAAUAAAAUUAAAUAUUGAUUAAUUAAUCAAUCAAUUAAUUAAUUAUCCAGGAUGUAAUGACUAAUUAGUAAUUACCCAGGAGAUAAUGACUAAUGAGUAAAGGGUAUAAAAACUUUUCAAACUUACCUGCAGCUGACCACCCCCACGAAGACGUAGUGUGUGAAGAAAAGAAUUUGGGACACAGAGCUAAGUUUUUCGCAACUGCUCGAGAUAACGAAACAGAUUUCUGUUAUCCGUUUGGGUUAGCUGUCGACAGGAAUGAUAACAUCUUUAUAGCAGACGCGGGAAAUGGACGAGUUCAGGUGUACCACCAAUCUGGAUACUAUCUCAGAAC
This is a messenger RNA of Bolinopsis microptera, 2540 nucleotides long. RefSeq names its product prostaglandin E synthase 2-like. The record is from RefSeq and is a predicted model, not a curated record. Lineage: Eukaryota; Metazoa; Ctenophora; Tentaculata; Lobata; Bolinopsidae. Bases 4 to 1188 code for a protein of 394 amino acids. Gene Ontology annotation, cellular component: mitochondrion. Gene Ontology annotation, molecular function: prostaglandin-E synthase activity. The transcript has 10 exons.